Helobdella robusta is the source of this 558-nucleotide messenger RNA. RefSeq lists its product as hypothetical. Lineage: Eukaryota; Metazoa; Annelida; Clitellata; Rhynchobdellida; Glossiphoniidae. Bases 1 to 558 code for a protein of 185 amino acids. Gene Ontology annotation, cellular component: nucleus; cytosol; terminal bouton. The record is from RefSeq and is a predicted model, not a curated record. Gene Ontology annotation, biological process: regulation of presynaptic cytosolic calcium ion concentration; regulation of long-term synaptic potentiation. The transcript is spliced from 9 exons. Gene Ontology annotation, molecular function: calcium ion binding.
AUGGCUUACAGAAAGGUGAACUUUCUCGGAAAAUACGCUCUGACAAACAAAGUGAAUUCAGUUGAUUUCAUAAAAAUAUGGUCACAUUACGAUUCGGACGGAAGUGGAUAUCUGGAGCGGAGGGAGCUAGACAACUUCCUCGUUGAUUUCAUAUCUUCCAGACAUGGGAAGGAACUGACGGAGGAAGAAUUGGAUGGCCUUCGAAACAAGGUCAUGAUGACCGCAGAUGUCAACAGGGAUGGAAAAAUUGAACUUGGAGAAUUCGCUAACCUGCUAUCAAUCGAGGAGAACUUCAUGAAGAAAUUCUCUUCUAGAAAAUCGCUUUCCAGAAGAGAUUUUAACGAAAUCUUCAUGCAUUAUGAUCCGGAUGGCAAUGGCUUCAUUGAAGGUACCGAACUGUUGGCACUCAUCAGAGAUAUCAUGACGAAAGUCGACCAGAGAGUGACGUUGAAGGACCUGAUGGAUUACCAGGAAGUCGUUCUCAGUGUCUUCGAUAAGAACACAGAUGGCAGGCUAUCCAGGAAGGAACUGGGAUUGCUGCUGUCUAUCCAGAAAUGA